AUGGAUGUUAGUCAAUUGCCCGAUUUCAAGAUCUUACCAUCUGACCUUGAAUACUAUAAUCCCUACAAUGGAAAGGCCACGGCGUCUGAGAAGGAUUCCAUCAGCCUUAAGACCACAUCCUCAUGGACCUACUGUGGACCCCUCUUGAGUCUCGACCCAGAACUUUUACCGUCAUCCUUCAGAACCUGGGCUGAUGCUACGAUCAACGGAUCACUACUUGAUCCUCUACUCUCCUUCCUGGAAUUCGUUCACGACUUCCUAUCAACAAACAACCUAUCCAACUACUGGAUCACUGUCCGCGCCGACACGGGCAAUCACGACUUCGAUAUUCCAAGAUGGCACACAGACGACCUAUUCUUCUCAUCUCCACCAACAAUCCCACAACACCGUCGCCGUUCCUCACUAAAUAUAUUCCCCAAUAUCACUCGCACCAGGAAACAAUCCACUCCACAACGACGCCAAAGUGAAGACCUCACCCAUUUACUAGAGGAUUUCCCAGCCCCACCUGCCCAAAUAACAUCCGCAACACCCAACCCCACAAACUGGAAACUCACCACAACCCUCCUAGGCCCCGGAACCCUGUUCAUAAACCCAGAAUCUAGUCCCGUGGCCCGCGAAAUCGAACGCAAGGUCAAGCGCUCCGUGCGGGCCGAGAACCCACAUCACAUUUGCGCGUCUGUGCGUUGUAUUGGGUGCGCCACGGCUGCGGAGUCGGUGAGGACCCGGCUUAUAACUGAGUUAGAAAGCUACCAGGUUGUGCAGGCUCAGCCGGGGGAGUAUGUGUUUUUCCGGGUUGGGGAUGAAGUUGGAGCGGUGCAUUCGGAGCCUAUGUCUAAUGGGGAUCGGAUCUUUGUUAAUGUUGUUCCUGGGAACGAGGCGGAUUUGAAGAGUCUUAUGGCUAAGUGGGGGAUGGAGUAUCCGCGGGCUUGGUGUGUGGGUUUGCCGUUUCAGACGGCUGGGGAGGUGCAUUGGAGGAACAUUGAUGGGUUUUGA
Penicillium pulvis is the source of this 993-nucleotide messenger RNA. RefSeq lists its product as uncharacterized. Bases 1 to 993 code for a protein of 330 amino acids. The transcript has a single exon. The record is from RefSeq and is a predicted model, not a curated record. Lineage: Eukaryota; Fungi; Ascomycota; Eurotiomycetes; Eurotiales; Aspergillaceae.